GGCAAAUGACAGACGGCGGGGUCCUAGUUCGAUGGCAGAUUAAUUGAAAUAGUUUAGAAAAAAUAAAUGACUAGUUAAUGAGCUUAGAUUACAUGUACAUACAGUUGAUGUGAAAAUGUGGUGUUUAUAUAUUAUUUGAACUGUUUUCACACGAAAAUUCGUGUAUAUUGUACUGUAAAGAUGUAUAUUCACUACACGUUAGGAGCCAUUUUUAUUGUAUUUAUUUUGUGCGUUCAUUGUGAUAAUGCUGGUACUAACAACGAAAUCUUGGAAAUAUACGUUCCGUCCGCCCCGCAAAACCUCACUGCAGACAGGGUGACAGCUGACGAGAUACAUUUAUUAUGGGCCCCGCCAGCCACGUACACGACAAUUCAACUACGAAAAACAAUAGAUACGAAUAUUGAAAAGGAUACAAUAAAAUUAGAACCGGACCUAACGGUUGCUAAGAAAGAAACGCAAGCAGACGAACCGAUCACUGACGGUAUUACAGAUGAUCGUCUAAUAAUAGAUGCACCAGUGAAACAAGAUAGAUUAAAAGACGUAGAGUACUCGUAUAAUUUGUACAAGAAUGACAAACAGAAAUAUAACGACGAAUUUUCAGAUUCCUAUAUAUUGACCGAUGAUUCCUAUAGAACGAAAAGAGAUACGAGGUCUCGGCGGCACAGGAAGCGAAGGCAGGAUAAUGUGACCGAGGGUAAGAUUAGUUUAGAGAGAGAUAUCGAUGGAACGGAGACGCAUCGUGUAUUCGAAUUCCCAAUAAGAGUAGACAAGAAGUCUGUACCCGUCGUACCAAAGAAAGUAGCACAGAUAGCAUAUGUAUUGUAUUACGAAGAAGGUUUUCCAAUAAAGAAAGCGUCCAGUGAUCUGUCGAAGAUGACUGAGAUACCAACGUCGGAUGAUAUAAAGAAGAGAAACGUGUUCAAGAGCGAUUGGGGCAUGCAGGAUAACAUGAACGCGACUAAAAAUUUGACACUGUUAAACACCUCCGGUGUGCAACAGAUUAAAGUUGUCGGUUUUAGAUUGCGAAGUUUAAAACCGUUCACCCCCUAUAAGAUAUGGGUGCGUUCAUUCUACAACUUCCCGUUGGACGGUGUGAUGUCAUCCGAUCUGAUAGAACGUCUCGGUCCCCAAUCCGAGUCUCUCUACGUGUUGACUGACGUCAGACCGCCUUCUCCACCCAUUAUACUUAACCUGACGUGUGAUCAACCAAAUGGAAUCCUAUACCUCCAGUGGCGCCAACCACUCGAAUAUAACAACUCGCUCGACCAAUACGUUGUGACCUUGAGGAAAAUACCAGAACAGCAGCCAAGGACUCGACUCACAUUGCCGACGGUCAAAGAUGAUAUCGAAACCACAAUCAGUGUUAAAGUCGAGUUAUGGAAUGUAACGAGUUACGAAGUGAAGAUAUACGCCGUCACAUUGUCCGUGACGCGACCGAAUACGCUUAUAAAUGGUUCCGAGUCUCCACCGAAGGAAGUGUCAAGCGAACUAUGUGCGGCGCAUUCUGAAGCGAUGUCACCAGCGGACGUGUCUCAAGUGAAGCGAGCUGGCAACUCUCUCGUAGCGCUGCUUGCAGCCGCUUUACUAACUACGCUGGCUGCUGUCAGCGCUGCUUUGGUUUAUUGGAGAUGUCGAUCACGAGUCAGUAAAUGCAUUAGUGCGGCGUACAAUUACCUGGAAGAAGGAGGUGAGAGGGCCGCCAGAGCACCUCUCAAUACGUACAAGAAACCUGUAGUGAACUGUUCGCCGCUCGUGACGUGCGCGGGCGGCGCGGGGGGAGCGGGUGGUGCGGGCGCGGUGGAGGGAGGUGCGGCGAGACCUCCGCGUAUGGCCGGCGGAGCACAUCCGCUGGUACGCGCGCGACACUUUCCCGCGCACGUCGCGUCGCUGCAUGCAGACGGAGAUAUCGGAUUCAGCAAGGAAUAUGAAAUCGUAGUAGCGAAGUCGGCCGCACUGGGACACACCAGCCAUCAUAGUUACCGACCGGAGAACAGGCUUAAGAAUCGAUAUUUGAAUAUCACCGCAUACGACCACUCGCGCGUGUGCGUGUCGGCGGGCGCGCGCUGCGGCGCGGCGGGCUGCGUGGGCGCGGGGCGCGGCGCCGCCUGCGACUACGUCAACGCCAACUUCAUCGACGGCAUGCUGCCCGCGCUGUCGCCGCACGCCGCGCGCCGCAUCGAGCGCCGCCUCGAGCGCCGCGCCAAGCCCGCCAGACAACCCUCAGUAAAAGUAACAAAACCACCGCCAAAUCUUGCCGAGGGCAUCGAAUCGGCUUUCCUGAACAUCGAGUUCUCCGGCAUCGUAGAGUCGGAAGAUCAGGCCGAUGACUCCGAUAGCGAACGCAGCGAUGACGACUCGGAGCUAGACGAUGUAUAUGUGGACAUAAAUGGUGUCCCUCGGCAAAUCAAACUGGAAUGGGCAGUGUGGCGUCGCAGAUACAUCGCUACGCAGGGACCGACCCCAGCCACCUUGGACGCCUUCUGGCGGAUGAUCUGGCAGCAUCGUGUACACACACUCGUUAUGAUCACGAACCUCGUCGAGAGGGGACGGCGGAAAUGUGACAUGUACUGGCCUGCAGGCGGGCGAGGAAGUUCCGCCGAAUUCGGCGGAAUACAUGUGACACUUUUGUACGAGGAUGUGCGGGCAGCGUACACCGUACGACAUCUACGCGUACGCAGUGCAGCGCAAUCGGGGAGCGAGUUGAGCAGCGAGUCGAGCGCGGCGAGCGGCGAGGGCCGGCACGUGGUGCAGUACCACUACACGGUGUGGCCCGACCACGGCACGCCGCGCCACCCGCUGGCCGUGCUGCCCUUCGUGCGCGCCGCCGCCGACCCGGGCACCGUGCUCGUGCACUGCAGUGCUGGCGUGGGGCGAACGGGUACAUAUAUAGUUAUAGACGCACAAUUGAACCAAUUAAAAUUGACAGGCACACUGUCCCCUCUCGGCUUCCUGUGCCGAGCGCGCACACAGAGGAAUCACCUUGUACAGACAGAGGAGCAAUACGUCUUCGUACACGAUGCCCUCCUGGAAUAUGUACGGUCUGGCAAUACGGAAGUUGAAUUCGCUAAAGCUAGAGAAUAUCUAGUGAAACUUUUGGAGCCUAUCUCGGAGGAGGAACUCGCGGUAAUGGAUCUUAACCCACCGAAACAAAAGAGCUUGAGCGACCUGAGGAACGGCUUCGAUAAUGACGUCACGAGCGUUAGAUCGAAUGACUGCAGCGAAAAUCAAAUAGUUGAAAAUGGAAGUCAACUCUCUAUAAAAACUGAUGAGUUGAGUAGUGAGUUGAAUCAGGAAAAAGACGGGUUGGUUAACGGGGAGGAAAUGGAAGGCGUGUACGAUCUGGCGCCUCGUACGACUGACACGUACAAUAAGAAAAUGCAAGCAUACAAUAAUAUGAACGAACAGGAAAAAGAGGAAAUGCGCAGGGUAAAUAGAGCUGAGAACUACGCGUUGUUGGAACGAAUGCGGUCAUUAUCUAACAGGCAUCAGGUAUACCAAGGCCCGCCUCCCGUUAACUUGUUAGAGAAACAAUUCCAGUUGAUAACGAGAUCAUGUGUGGAGUCUAGUGUGUGCGCACGCGCAGCUCACAACGCUGAGAAGAAUCGUCCCGGUGGUAUCUUGCCGUCAGACUCAGCCAGAGUCAUGCUGGUUCCUAAGCCUGGAGUCGAAGGCAGUGAGUACGUGAACGCGAGCUGGGUGUGCGGGCGGCGGCGCAUGCGCGAGUACGCGGUGGCGCAGCACCCCGCGCGCGCGCCCGAGCUGUGGCGCCUGCUGUGGGACCACACGGCGCAGCUCGUGCUGCUGCUGGCCGACGAGCCGCCCGACCCCGAAUGCGACGUGUUCUGGCCAACAGAAGAUGAAAAGGAAUUAUUUGUUGCGAACUUUAGAGCGAGUUUUGUUUCGAAAGACACAUAUGUAGCCUAUAGAAGAUCGGAAAGAAAAGUUCAAAACCAUUCACCACCAACGCCAGAGACGAACGGCUACAGGAGGCAGGAGGGCAGUGAGUGCGCAGACGACGAAUGUCUUAUACCAGAAAAUUGUUCUCCAAUCAACGAAUCGGAACCAGCGUACCGCUUCGAUAGAACGGAAUUGAGAUUAGAACGUCUCAGUGGAAGCAGAGAUCUAUCAGCUCGGAAAUCGAUAGCGAAUGGAGAUUUAUUCUCAUCUUUGUCUGAAAAGAAGAAUGGACCAAAAUCUCCAAGAAGUCCAUCCAAAAUGUCAUUGAAAAACUUCAAACUCAGUUCGCCAACCAAAUUCAAAUUUCCUGAAUGGGGAUCAAGGACCGCCGGUUCUCCCCCAGACACGGCACCACCCCCACCUCCCAUCGCGCCAUCCUUAUCCGUCGAAGAGGAAGCGGAGUUAAGGAGACCAGUGUAUAUGUUUGAAAAAGUUAAAAGUGUUCCGAAAGUCCCCUCCGAUAGAAUUAUAGAAGUUACCAAUGUCAGUGUUCAUUCGUUACAGGACGAUUAUCAACUAAGUGUUAAGUUUAUUAAGUGCAGUGGCUGGUUACACGGUGAUACGACUGAGUACUGUGCGGGCAGGCCCGAUGACAAUGAAUAUGUUAGAGCAGUGCGGCAAGCUAGCUGUGAGAGUGAGAGGGAAGGGGCCUUGGAUAGGCUCAUAGCACCCUAUAGGGACUCGUUUGCGUUAAUAGAAUUUGUAGCCGGCUGUCAGAUGGAAUACAAGAAUGGUCCAGUCGUAGUCAUUGACAAGUACGGCGGAUGGCGAGCGCUGACGUUCUGCUCGCUGAGCGCGGCGUGCGGCGGCGUGCGCAACCCGCGCGUGAGCGAGCCGGGCGCCGAGUGCGCGCCGCGCGUGUGCGCCGCCGACCUGUACUGCAGCAGCGCGCUCAACGCGCACGCGCGCGCUGCGCCGCCCGCGCCCCCCGCGCCCGCAGCAACCGCCGCCCCCGCCGCCCCCGCCGCCCCCGCCGCCGCCGCGCACGCGCCGCACGCGCUGCUGGCCGCCUACUGCGCGCUGGCGUCCUACGCGCACGCUCUGCCCGCCCCGCAAGCGCCCGCGCCGCCCGCCAGCUGAACCGGACGCCGCCGACACCAAGCGGACUCGUAUAAAAGAAUGCAUAAUUGUUAAUUGUUACGAACAUAAUACUCAGUGCGUUGUGCGGUAACUAUGAAGAGACCCUUUAACUUUGGUGCAUAUUUCCUAUUAGCUAACCAACUUUGAUACAGUUUCGACAGAAACCGCCAUAUUCUGUAAUAGCUUUAACUAAUACACAAUUUUGAUAAUGUUGGUACGAAAAUUUGCAGUGGCCAAUAUAUCAGACCAAUAUCAACCGUUUUGUCCAAUGUUGGUGUAAAGUUUGUCUCAAUGUAACCGAGACGAACUCAAUUUUUGGACGUAUAGCUGCCUUUUUCUACACAAUAAUGUAAGAAGGAGAUGUAAACAUUGAUUAGACGGAUUUUUCUAGGAUACAAGUGAGAUAAAUGCAUCCGUAUCAGCUUGUUUCCGAAAUUAUUUGGGGGAAUAGAAAGUUGGCUGUAGAUAUAUUGUAAUAAUUUGGUGACUCGAUGUAUAAUGUAGACGUAAAAUGGUAUUACAUAAUUUGUAAGAAACAUGUAUUCAAAAUUGUUAUUAUAAUAUAAUGGUCUUGGUAAUUUUGGAAAUAUAAUUAAAAAGUGAGUGUAGGCAAAGGGCAUUGCCAAUGUUACGCGUGAUUUAGCGGCUCAGUCGAAGGUUCGACUAUUCAAGUAUAGGUGCUUAGUUUAAGAAUACUUGAAACUUGGUACUUUAUCGUAAUAUACACAAUAUGGUACCAUUAUUUCCAUCAUAUGCUUAAAGAGGAUGUAAAAAUUGUGACAGUUUUGACAGUGGAUAAGUCGUAAUGCCUUGAAAUAGGUGCUAGUAUCGUUUGACAAAACUUAAUCAUUGGCUACGUAACUUUCUCCCGGUACAUACAUAGAAUUCUCUAUACAUAAAUUAAUCCUGUGGUCAUAGACUUAGUGUCAUAGUCUGAAUUUUUAUUUAAGCAAUUUCUUUAAAGCAUUGACGAUCGACGCUAAUUUAUUUUUCCUUAAGUUAAUACUAAUUACGUUAUAUAUCAAAUUAUAUGAUAAUUUCAUACUUUUUCUCUUCUUUUUUUUGUCAGAUAUUAAAAUUAUCUUUAUUUGCCGUCGUCUUGUCUUCCUUGUAUAAAAGGGUCUAUAAUUAAAUUGUCAUUGUCUUUAAUAGUGCCGACUUUAUCUGAGUCUUCCGGUUAUAGAUUUUUUUUUUAAAUCUAUUCGCACUCGCUGGACUUUGGAGCGACAUUGUGAGCGGUCAUCGAUGAGUUGUAACGAUUUGAUUUCAAAGUAGUUGGAGAACAGUUGUACCGAUACUAUAUUGUUAGAUAUGUAUUUGCCAAUGCAAUAUCAAACGUUGGGCCAACGUUGGCAUGCCUCUUAUGCCUAUAUACUCACCGGUUAUGCGAACAAAACAUAGAGCUAUUCUCUAUAUCGGCUGAUGAAUAUUCAAAAAAAUGCUACAUUCUAUUGAGUAAUCGAUGAAAUUCAUUGAAAUUUAAAAGGACGUUGUAUAGAGUCAGGUUAUAUUGAAUGUAUGUCUUUGUCUCUUAUGAAGUAAUACGUGGUUGUGUGCGUUAUUAAAUAGGGCAUGAACUGAUUCAAUGGUAUGUUCUAAGGUUGCAAAUUUUUAAAUUCGUCGGUUUUAAAAUAUGGCUACUCGAUUUCAAGGCUUAAUAUGAGCCAGGCAAUAUGAGUUUUUGAAUCAAAUUAAUGGACAAGGAAAUAUACUACUUUUAAACUUAUAUUUCAAUACUUGUGUCUAAAAUAUUACUGAUAUGUCAUGAUUUAUUAUUUAAAAAUAUAUAUUUGCAUAAUACUUAAAGGUUUUGAAUUUCCAUUAAAAGAGGAUCUAUGUUUCUUUUAAAUAUUUCACAAUAAUUACAAAAUUAUUAUUAUUGUAAAAUUAGAUCAACUUUGACAGCCAUCUCGUGGCGUGGUGAUUAGUUGGACGUUUAACGUUGUUGUGCUGUCUGUCACAACAGACUUAAUACUAUUUUUGUCCAUAAAAAAUACUGAAAUAUUUUAUGUUAAUCGGUUAAACUGUGUCGCAGUCUAUCAAUCUCAAUCAGAAGUCCAAUAUUAUAUAUUUUAUCCCUCGAAGUACAUUAAAUAUAUAAGUCAAAUAUUUUUACAUAAUAAUAAUAUGCAACCUUACCGAAUCAGAUGAAUGUCUAGGGCGUCCGCUAAAACGUGCGCGGGUGCACGCUCGCAUGAGAAACGGACGUUCUUCGUGCGCAUGCGCGAGCAUUAGCGGUCCGCUUACAGUGCCGUCAUCUUGCUGGAUUUUAUACGCCAUCAAAAAGUUCAAUUAUACUGAACCAAUAAAUAUCGUAUGAAUUAUACGACAUCGGUUAUCUUAUACCUAAUUAUAUAAUGUAUCUAUGGUUAGUAAGUGGAAAAUGUUCAUAUUCAA
Messenger RNA from Vanessa tameamea, 7434 nucleotides. RefSeq lists its product as uncharacterized. Gene Ontology annotation, molecular function: protein binding; protein tyrosine phosphatase activity. The record is from RefSeq and is a predicted model, not a curated record. Gene Ontology annotation, biological process: protein dephosphorylation. Lineage: Eukaryota; Metazoa; Arthropoda; Insecta; Lepidoptera; Nymphalidae. The coding region runs from base 181 to 5037 and encodes 1618 amino acids. The transcript is spliced from 21 exons.